This is a messenger RNA of Ostrea edulis (European flat oyster), 1461 nucleotides long. RefSeq names its product ankyrin repeat family A protein 2-like. Gene Ontology annotation, molecular function: protein binding. Gene Ontology annotation, cellular component: cytoplasm; nucleus. Bases 133 to 987 code for a protein of 284 amino acids. The record is from RefSeq and is a predicted model, not a curated record. NCBI's taxonomy places the organism in Eukaryota, Metazoa, Mollusca, Bivalvia, Ostreida, Ostreidae. The transcript is spliced from 8 exons.
UCGUAAUGUACUCGCCCGAACGGGCUGUACCACCUUCUACCAUACCGCUUGGGAUGGGGUUUAUCGUUUCAUCACCAAAGGUGGCCGCCAGCUUGCUUCGUUUCUGGAGGAGCCUGGUCACGUGCUCUACAGAUGUCAGGGACACGAGCGUGGACGGUGCAGCGUUAUAUAUACCCUGCACAAAUUAAGAGUUUGAUGCUACAUGAUGUGAAGCCGGGGAAGUCAAAGGAAGACUGUCAGAUGUCGUCCCCAGAAAGACAGAGGCGAAGUACCUCCUCUGGAAAACGACAACCUGUACCUCCAGCUUUAAGACUUAUGUCUCCCUUUGACAGCGAUCAAGAGCUCAAUGACUUGGAGGUAGCUAGCGUUUUAGAAGGGAAACAACAAGGGAAUGACUGCAUAUCACCAACAAAGUUAAAGAGACAUGAAACACCUUUCAGGCCUACAACUGUCAUGACCAACUUGCAAAGAGGAAAUGUGCAAACAACAACUCCUUUAUUCAAAAACAUCUCUCUUCAUCAAAUGGCAGCUCAAGGAGAAGUUACUCAUCUUCAACAAGAAAUCAAUGAUGGAUGUGAUGUGAAUAAAAUGGAUGCCAAUGACAUGACAGCCCUUCUCUGGGCAUGUGCAAAUGGGCAACAGCCUGCUGUUGAGUUAUUGAUCAAAUCUGGUGCCGAUAUCAACAUCUCUGGAAGUCAUGGUGAAAAUGCUCUUCUAUUGGCUAGUAGUAAUGGUUACCUGGGGAUUGUUGAGAUUUUACUCAAACUUGGCAUGGAUGUUAAUGUCACUGAUGAGACAGGGAACACAGCCCUGAUAUAUGCAGCAUACAGAAGUCAUGACAGUGUUGUAAAGCUGUUGUUGGAGUAUGGAGCAGACAUAACAGCACAGAAUGAGGAUAAUAUGAAUGCCAUGGAUAUGGUUGUGGGCCAAGGAAACAAACUCGUACAACAAGUCAUCGAGAGACAUAUGCUAUCAUUGUUUGAAUGACACUUUCAACAUGGAUCCCAAAAUGUUAAAUUUGGUCUAGGUUGUGAAUCAUGCUGUGACUGGCCAGUGUCCACCUAUUGGGAAUUAGUUGGGUCCUAUCCCACUAAAUUCAAUGGAGCUAGAACAGAGAUGCUGGCCAAGAAAUCGCACAUUAAAAUAAUUAAUUAGAAAUGGUGGUAAAGUACCUUGAAAAUGAAAACCAGCUUUGUUAAUGCAUUAUACGAACAUGCAACAGUUCAAUGUUAACAAGUGGUCUGGAAUUACAAGUAAUGAAGAAAGUGUGAAUUCGUAAGAGGUACAUUUAUUUCAUUUAUAAAAGAAAAAUUCAAUCAUUUUAUAUUGUAUAAAACAUUCUUUAAUAGAUGUAUCCAUCGAUACAUUGCAUACAAAGUCAUAAAUUACAAUACUAUGUGUAGUUAACAGUACAUUAAUGUCUGAGCACUUCUGAUAUACAAUAAAUUAUAAUGCCUCGAA